AUGGGUAGUACAACAACAGAAAGCACUACCAUUGUUACCACAACUCCAGAAAGUACAACCGUGGAAAUCACAACAACAGACGCUAUAACAUCAGAAAGUACCACCACCAUUACCACAACUCCAGAAAGUACAACAGAAAGCACCACAAUGGAUACUACAACAACAGCAAGUGCCACAACUGGUAGCACAACUCAAGAAAGUACAACAACAGAGACCACAACAGCAGAAAGCACCACAACAACAGACAGCACCACAAUGGACAUUACGACAACAGAAAGUACCACCUUCGGUACCACCACUCUAGAAAGUACAACAGCAGAGACCACAGUAACAACAGACAGCACCACAAUGGAUACUACAACUACAGAAAGCAGCACCACCGGUACCACAACUUCAGAAAGUUCAACAGCAGAAACUUUAACAACAACUGAAAGCAUCACAACAGAUACUACACCUACAGAAAGCACAACUGAAUCCACAACAACAGAAAGUACAACAAUAACAGAAAGCACCACGAUGGGUAGUACAACAACAGAAAGCACUACCAUCGGUACCACAACUCCAGAAAGUACAACAGUGGAAAUCACAACAACAGACGCUACAACAUCAGAAAGUACCACCACCAUUACCACAACUCCAGAAAGUACAACAGCAGAGACCACAAUAACAACAGACAGCACCACAAUGGAUACUACAACUACAGAAAGCAGCACCACCGGUACCACAACUUCAGAAAGUUCAACUGAAACUUUAACAACAACAACUGAAAGCAUCACAACAGAUACUACA
This is a messenger RNA of Sinocyclocheilus rhinocerous, 789 nucleotides long. RefSeq names its product mucin-22-like. The transcript has a single exon. The annotation marks the transcript as partial. The record is from RefSeq and is a predicted model, not a curated record. NCBI's taxonomy places the organism in Eukaryota, Metazoa, Chordata, Actinopteri, Cypriniformes, Cyprinidae.